CACAUUCGCAGCCGGAAAAACUUCUGACAUUCGUAUUUUUGCUCUAAAUGUUGCGCCGCCACGAUGGAUGGCCUGUCUGUUGCCGCCUCCUGCGUGGCUUUGAUACAAGCCUCUGACAAGACAUUUGGUGUCGUCUCUCAAUUUAUCAGGGACUGUAAAGAUGCGAAGGAUGACCUGGUUUCUGUUAACCAAGAGCUUUCCGCUUUGAGGCGAACCCUAGGCUUACUUCAAGACCUCAUUCCAGUUGGCUGCGAUUUUGCCGAUAGCGAUGUGACCAAAAAUACCAUAAGCGACAUCAAGGAAAUCAUUAUUAGUUCACUGAAUGUGGCUAGAGAUAUAGAUGGCGUUCUUUUAGGCCAUGAAGGGAGAUUAGCAGCAGUGAACUGGGCUACCCGCGGAAAGAGGAAGGUUUCCAGGUUCAAGACGUCACUCGAAACAAACCGAAGAGCUCUUAAUUUGGCAGUAGAUGUUAUCACAUAUGCAACUUCCAAGGACAUAAAAAAUAACACAAUGAACAUCCUAGAUGAUACUACCCACAUCAAGGGAGGUGUAUCUAGCAUUGAGGCCAGGAUCAGAAAUUUGGAAGCCAAAAUUGAGGCUUCAUACAUACCUGGCCCUUACUCGUACAUGAUGAAAAAUUAUCUGAACGAUAUUUCUUCCGUCGCGGGUUCUGUAUGUGGCAUGUCCUCGCGGCCAGCGUCUCCCGAGGUUGAGACCAGUCAGAUUCCUGACUGUGGGGAUUGUUCUGCUGAGUCAGACGACUUGGCUUAUUUCGAUGCGAUAUGGCAGGAUCCGACCCCAGACGAGGCAAACACACAGGGGAAGCAGCCUGCGAGUCCGGGGCAGAAAAAUGCAGACAGGAUCAGUAUGCCAUUUCCCAGACUAUCUGUCCACGCAACCAGUACAUCAGACUUGGAACGCCUAUUAGCACGGAUCAAAAGUUGUCCCUACGUUUCUCAGCGACGUCAGUCCCUACCCGUCGAGUUGGAUCAUCAAUCCAGCGAUUUCCGCAGCUGUAUGUUGCCAUCUGAUGGUGCUACGCUCUUGUGGAAAGCGGACAAAAGACCUUUCAGAACCUAUGAUAUCUGUUCUGGAGAGGUCGCCGAACUCCCACCACCCGCUAUUAACCCAACGAACCAACUCGUCGGUCCUGCUUGGUUCUCAGAACUGGAAAUUUUGACUACAGAUGCUUCUCUGUUAAUGGUGAGGCAAACACCAAGGCACAGCCAUUGGACAAUAUAUGACAGACGGACAGGCAAGACGAUUUUGCCAAUACAGAACCAAGAAUUAUGGGGUCAUCUGUCCAUCAUACAAAUCUCGAACAACUGUUCACUAUUGACGUUAUCAACUUACGACGAAGGAUGCUGGCUUGUCAAAGUACAGAGGCUGGACAGGCCAUAUGGCAGACAAAUCAUACGCUCGCAAUACAAAAAGUUGCUCCAAAGCGGAGGGGCUGAGGUCUUUGCACUGUCACAUCGCAGCCAAACUGUCACAGCCCUCGACAAUGAAUAUCGUCCAAAGCUUCUCACCUGGAAGCUGCAUAGCGAAUGGUUUGUCGAUAAAGAAUUGGAUGCUUUGCCUGAAGUUCAGUGGCCCGAUGAAAUAAAACUGAAGCCCAAACGUGCUUUCCAUGGGUAUGCCCUUGGUAUCGCUUCAGCAGGCGACACUGUGGUGGUUAUGACAAGAACCCGAGAUUUUGAUCCCGGUGGCAUCCGGAGAAGAACCACAGCCAUUGCAGUUUUUGGCUACGAUCUUCCUUCAGGUGCUAUGAAAUUUCGCCACAUCUUCCGAAAUGGCAAGGUUCCUGGAGAUGGCUCCUCGUCUUCCGCACGCGGAGUGUUCGACACAGAUGGCAAGAUUUCCGCGGAUGGGAAGCUCUUGAUGAUAAGUAGAGCUAUAGAGGUUGCUGUAGAAAAGCAAGACCCCUCAAAUGCCGAACCAUCGUCAAGUCAAGAGCGGAGGUUUACUACAGAAACCAAAAUCUUGCAAAUCCAGGGGAUGCGUCUAGUCCACCGCUUUGAAAACAAGCCGAGUCACUUGUGCAUAUUUACGCCGAAUUUUGACAAGUUUGCCAGGCUAGAGAAGGAUCCACAAAGUGGCGAGGACAUCCCCAGAACGUUCUUGAAGAUUUAUACACAUAAAGGAUCCCUGGAGAAUUAAGAGAGAACGAAAAAUAUCUAACCUAGCGAGUCAACCCCUUGUCUAGCUCAAGGUUGCAAUGCAAGAGAUCAAGACAUGCACCAAAAGUAAGAUUCACGAUGAGAUGACGAUGAUGGUUUCAAUUGGGUUAACCAAGUCGUGUAACGAAAAGAAGACGUACUUUUUAAAGAUCCUAUCUAAGGCUGCUGCUUCCAGAGGCUAGCUUCAACUAUUGUAAAAGACACUGUCAUUCCACAAUUUAAGAAUAGUACUCUAUGCCCACACAGUGGCGUGGAAUAAGCUUGUGA
This is a messenger RNA of Fusarium redolens, 2447 nucleotides long. RefSeq lists its product as uncharacterized. The record is from RefSeq and is a predicted model, not a curated record. The transcript is spliced from 4 exons. NCBI's taxonomy places the organism in Eukaryota, Fungi, Ascomycota, Sordariomycetes, Hypocreales, Nectriaceae. Bases 64 to 2160 code for a protein of 698 amino acids.